This is a messenger RNA of Chionomys nivalis (European snow vole), 5674 nucleotides long. It is a transcript of the gene Elapor1, whose product is annotated as endosome-lysosome associated apoptosis and autophagy regulator 1. The record is from RefSeq and is a predicted model, not a curated record. The coding region runs from base 148 to 3195 and encodes 1015 amino acids. Gene Ontology annotation, cellular component: extracellular exosome; late endosome; lysosome. Lineage: Eukaryota; Metazoa; Chordata; Mammalia; Rodentia; Cricetidae. The transcript has 22 exons. Gene Ontology annotation, biological process: autophagosome assembly; positive regulation of vacuole organization.
GCGUAGCCGCAGGGAGGUGACUGAAGCGAGUCCAGCCCCUUGCAUCCUCCCCCUGUGUACCUCCCUCCUCUUUUUUUCCUCCUUCUGCCAGCAUAAGCAGCCACCGCAGCACCUGAGCCGCUACUGCCGCUGGCUCAGGACAGCGCUAUGGCUGAGCCUAGUCUCAACCCUCAUCCCUCUGCCAGAGGCGGAGGAAGAAGUGAAAGGCGCACAUCCCGGCUUCUGUGGCUGUUGCUCUGGGCUGAGACCACCUUCCAGGUGACCCUGGGAACCGGACCCGAGCUUCACGCCUGCAAAGAGUCAGAGUACCACUAUGAAUACACCGCCUGUGACAGCACGGGUUCCAGGUGGAGGGUCGCCGUGCCACACACCCCGGGCCUGUGUACCAGCCUCCCCGACCCCGUCAAGGGCACCGAGUGCUCUUUCUCUUGCAAUGCCGGAGAGUUUUUGGAUAUGAAGGACCAGUCCUGCAAGCCCUGCGCAGAGGGCCGCUACUCCCUCGGCACUGGCAUCCGGUUUGAUGAGUGGGAUGAACUGCCUCAUGGCUUUGCCAGCCUCUCGGCGAACCUGGAAGUCGAUGACACCAUCACUGAGUCCACGGAGAACUGCACUUCGUCCAAGUGGGUUCCCCGAGGAGACUACAUUGCUUCCAACACGGACGAAUGCACAGCCACUCUGAUGUAUGCCGUCAACCUAAAGCAGUCCGGCACAGUUAACUUUGAAUACUACUACCCAGACUCCAGCAUCAUCUUUGAGUUUUUUGUCCAGAAUGACCAGUGCCAGCCCAAUGCUGAUGACUCCAGGUGGAUGAAAACUACGGAGAAAGGAUGGGAAUUCCACAGUGUUGAGCUAAACAGAGGCAAUAAUGUCCUCUAUUGGAGAACCACAGCUUUCUCAGUGUGGUCCAAAGUGUCCAAGCCUGUGCUUGUGAGAAACAUUGCCAUUACAGGGGUGGCUUACACUUCGGAAUGUUUCCCCUGCAAGCCUGGCACAUACGCCUCCAAACAGGGCUCCUCUUUCUGCAAGCUUUGUCCAAUCAACACUUACUCCAAUAAAGGAGAAACUUCUUGCCAUCCAUGUGAUCCUGACAAAUACUCAGAAAAAGGAUCUUCCACCUGCAAAGUGCGCCCAGCCUGCACAGACAAGGAUUAUUUCUAUACCCACACAGCCUGUGAUGCUAAUGGAGAGACACAGCUCAUGUACAAGUGGGCCAUGCCAAAAAUCUGUGGUGAUGACCUCGAGGGAUCAGUGAAGUUGCCCGCCUCUGGUGUGAAAACCCAAUGCCCGCCCUGCAACCCAGGCUUCUUCAAAACCAACAACAGCACCUGCGAACCCUGCCCCUACGGCUCGUACUCCAAUGGCUCCGAGUGUACCCACUGCCCAGCGGGAACUGAGCCUGCGGUGGGAUUUGAAUACAAAUGGUGGAACACGCUGCCCUCCAACAUGGAAACUACUGUUCUCAGCGGAAUCAACUUUGAGUACAAAGUCCUGACCGGCUGGGAGGUGGCUGGUGACUACAUUUAUACAGCUGUUGGAGCCUCAGACAACGACUUCAUGAUUCUCACGCUAGUUGUGCCAGGAUUUAGACCUCCCCAGUCAGUGAUGGCCGACACAGAGAACAAAGAGGUGGCCAGGAUCACAUUUGUCUUCGAGACCGUCUGCUCUGUGAACUGUGAGCUCUACUUCAUGGUGGGCAUGAACUCUAGGACCAACACUCCAGUGGAGACGUGGAAAGGCCCCAAAGGCAAGCAGUCCUACACCUACAUUAUCGAGGAGAAUGCUACCGUGAGCUUCACAUGGGCCUUCCAGAGGACCACUCUGCACAAAACUGGCAGAAAGUACACUAAUGAUGUUGCCAAGAUCUACUCCAUCAAUGUCACCAACGUCAUAGGUGGUGUGGCUUCCUACUGCCGUCCCUGCGCCCUAGAAGCCUCUGAUGUGGGCUCCUCCUGCACCUCUUGUCCUGCUGGCCAUUACAUUGACCGAGAUUCUGGAACCUGCCACCUCUGCCCCCCUAACACCAUCCUGAAAGCCCACCAGCCUUACGGCGCACAAGCCUGUGUGCCCUGUGGCUCCGGGACAAAGAGCAACAAGAUCCACUCCCUCUGCUACAAUGACUGCACCUUCUCCUUCACCCAAAACAAUCCCACCAGGACGUUCAACUACAACUUCUCAGCUCUGGCCAGCACCAUCUCUCUUGCAGGAGCGCCGAGCUUCACUUCGAAAGGGCUGAAGUAUUUCCAUCAUUUCACCCUGAGUCUCUGUGGGAACCAGGGGAAAAAAAUGGCUGUGUGCACAGACAAUGUCACUGAUAUCCGGAUCCCUGAUGGUGAGGCUGGUUUCUCCAAGUCCAUCACAGCCUAUGUCUGCCAGGUGGUCAUCAUCCCCUCAGAGGUGACAGGCUACAAGGCCGGGGUGUCUUCACAGCCGGUCAGUCUUGCUGACCGACUUGUUGGAGUGUCGACAGACAUGACUUUGGAAGGAAUCGUCUCCCCAGCUGAACUCUUCCACCCAGAGACCUCAGGGCUCCCGGACGUAGUCUUCUUUUUCAGAUCCAACGAUGUGACCCAGUCCUGCAGUUCCGGAAGAUCAACUACUAUCCGCCUCAGGUGCAACCCCAUGAAAGCUGCUCCGGGCACCCUGCGGCUCCCCAGCAUGUGCUCCGAUGGGACCUGCGACGGCUGUAACUUCCACUUCCUAUGGGAGAGUGUGGCUGCUUGUCCACUCUGCUCAGCCUCCGACUAUCACACUUUUGUGAGCAGUUGUGUGGCUGGGAUUCAGAAGACGACUUACAUGUGGCGGGAACCAAAGAUGUGUUCCGGGGGCAUCUCCCUGCCUGAGCAGAGAGUCACCAUCUGCAAGACAAUAGAUUUCUGGCUAAAAGUGGGCAUCUCUGCUGGCACCUGCACCGCCAUCCUGCUCAUCGUCCUGACCUGCUACUUUUGGAAGAAGAAUCAAAAACUGGAAUACAAAUACUCCAAACUGGUCAUGAAUGCUACCCUCAAAGACUGCGACCUGCCAGCAGCCGACAGUUGUGCCAUCAUGGAAGGAGAGGACGUGGAAGACGAUCUCAUCUUUACCAGCAAGAAGACACUCUUUGGGAAGAUCAAAUCCUUUACCUCUAAGAGGACUCCUGAUGGAUUUGACUCGGUGCCGCUGAAGACAUCUUCAGGAGGCCCAGACAUGGACCUGUGAGAGGCGCAGGCCCUGCCUCGCCUGCCUCUCACCUGGGCGCAUCACCCUGCAGGCCUGUGGCAACGUAGGUGCCAGCAUCCUGGACUCCCCACUGCUGGGAAUCUCCUCAUUGUGGCCUUAUCAGAAGUUUGGAUUUCAGACCCUUGUUUUUUAUAGCAUACCCAAACCUUUCUCUCUGCUUGCCUCAAACUGACCAAAUAUACCCACACUUUGUGUAUGGUUUCCUUGCUCGCAUCUUGUCUCCUGAAACAGCCCACUCACUGGAGUUACACUCAUCCGCCCAUAAUUCUUACAGCUCUCGAGUGAAAAGAGUUCUCUUUGAAGGAUAGAAUUGACCUGUGGCCUCCUGUUUGAGGGCAGGAACAGCUGAGAGUUCUCUCGGUCAGAUAAAGGCCUUCGACUCGCGGUCUCUUUAGGAGAGAGGCUGUGGGUGAGGGGAGGCUGACGGAUGGUCUUCACAGUGGCCUGGGUUCAUUCUGAGUAAUGAGCUUGAACAGGGAGUCGCGGACAGUCUGAGGGCAAGGUGAGUUGAAGCCUGUGUCACGAGAGACCGGAAAAAACACAAAGAAAGGCAAGAAAGAAGGGGUUUUGCUUGUUCUAUUUUAUAACCUGAAACCUCAUUUCCUUCUCUUAAACGAUAAAUAUUUUCACUAAUGACAGAGGAGAUUGUUUAUCAAGAACUUGCCCAAAGCCCUUGUAGACCUGUUCCCACAACUGAUGUUUUAGAAUGUUCUUUCCACGUCCUUAGGGCAUGAGAAAGAACCAGGUAAGUCCAGCUUUAUCUUCUGUUGGCUCCACUGGGAAACGCCCAUCUGUGGGCGCCUCAGUCCUCAAGGCCUAGGGCAUCACGGGAAGGAACAUCUUAUUUGGAAAGAACAUGGGAGACCAGUGUUUUAAUGGGGUAGCACUAGGGACUCGGGCACACAAUGGCAUGGAUCAGCUAUGGCCAUGAUGUCUGCUAGGUUACAGAGUUACUAACCUCUAGAUUGACCAGAAAGGGGCUGCAUGUAAGGCAGAUGCGGUCCAAUCAUCAGGAAGGAAGAGCAGGGAUGCUUUACAAGGUCUGCACCUGGCCAAGGCACUUGUCACCCCCAAGCCUCUGUCCUGUUCUCAUUUCAUUUGUGUGCUAAAAAUCUAAAAGACUCCUGGCUUCCACUUCCGGUAACACUCCUUUGAAAGGUGAGUAGACUAGUUACCGACUCACAGGUAGGGUGGUUUCCUCUCCCCUUUCCUCCCUUUUACUCCAGCUAUAACCGAUGAAGUAUCUAGAACUUCCAGCUAAUUUUUUCCUCCUAGUCCUGAGAAUUCUACCUCUUUCAUCCCAUGCCAGAAUGACCGUCUCUUGGUUGAGUCCCAGUUGCCCCAUGGUCUGCACCUGUGCCCCUUUCCCCAGUGACAGGCAGUUGGCACAGGACAGGGCAGCAUUUCCAAGUGGUUUGUCGGCCGCUUGCUCAUGCGGUUAUCCGUGGCUGCCCUGGCGAUGGUUUCGAAGGGUCAGAAAGAAAUGAAGCUAUGCCGUGGCUUCUGACCGUCAAAGGCAUCCACGGUGACCAGGUGCAAGUAGAAACUUUCCUUUGACCCCCCCCCCCCCAAGCUGUCCCUCAUUGUGUGAUCUCAGGACGUUGACCAUGCUGGGAUAGUCCUGCGUGGAUAUGUACCCACAGGCCAUGAGCUCACAGCCAGUCUCCUGAAGCCCCUUGGGCUUCUGCUCCUUGUGGAAUGGCUGCUUCCAGUGAUGGAGAUCACAGGAGAUAGUUAGACUGCUCUUCAAGAUGUAGGAAAAGGUUCAUCUCUGUGGGUGUCUGGAAUUGAGUGGGGCCCCCACCCAAGCAUCCUCAGACCACACUGAUUUGAUGAGCACUGAAGGAAGGGGUCACCUGUUGUUUAUCUAGCAGCUAGCAGCCUCAGACAAUUUCAGCAUCUCUAUUAACAUAAUGUACAUACUGUGCAAGUCACCCUUCCAAGGCCCCCAAUUCAGUGACUUUGGGUAUAUCGAUUUUAGUUUUCUUUGCUGCAGAUGAAACCCAGGGCUUCUCACGUGUCAGGCAAAGUAGUCUACUAGUGAGCCACAUCAGUGACAAUGAACACAGUUUAGAACACAUCAGCCCUCGAGCCAGGGCUGGGGUCAUUUGCACAAGCUUUAGGGGCAGAGCAUUAGCUCAGGAAACAGUGUUUAAAUUCCUUAUGGAUAUCUCGAGUCCUAAAAUACACAAUUCCAUCCUAUCGUUAUCCUUGUAUUUGGCUGGGAAUGCAAACAAAGAUUAUGGUAUAUCAAAGGACCAGGGGAUUUCUUAUGUCAUCAAGACCUUUUUUUGUCUGACUCCAUAGCAAAGCUAAGAUUGACUAUAUUUAUACAACAAAAGCUUUGUAAAAGAUUUUUCAGUUUUGUGAAAUCCUAUUGGUGUCUCGUCAGGACGGGUCGGAUUUCCUUUUUAUUCUGUCUCCCAAGCAUUUAUAGUUUGUUAGGGAUGGAUGUUGC